GCUUUGAGCUAACACAGGAGCUUGUUGCUUUCCGCACAACAGUUUGCUAAUGACAGCUGAUUACAAGCAAUGUUAAGCUUCACACAAAUGCUUGUUCUAUAUUUAACUCAAAUGUGUUGCUAUAACUUUAACCAUAACCCUGUGAGGAUUCCAACGAUACUGAAGAGCAUGUGAGGUAUCAAAAUGGAUGAUUUAGAUCACAGCAUGCACAUUGCAGACUAUGACUGGACGAGCUUCUAUGAGGACAGUGAGGAGUGUUGUCUGCUGCAGCCGUCACUCGCCUGCCCUGAUAGCACGAGUCUCAGUGAUUCAGAGGAUUCAGGAAACUCAAGUUCAGUCUUCAGCACAGGCCAACGGGAGCAGCAGCAGAGUCCUGCUGCAAACAGCGACGCAGCAGGAUGCUGUAUGGAAGAAGUGCUGAUUAAUCAGAGUGUAGGAGUAGAACAAGACGAUCUUACAACAGAAGCUGAAGAAGACAGUAAAACACAGAAGAACGCUGACAUAUGCCUCAGUUAUCCUGAAGGAAAUACUAUCAGCACAGAGGAGGUGCACCUGAGGACUGCAGAGCACAUUAGAGAGGAGACGAAUGACAACAUCACAACCGCACUGCAAACUGAGCCAAUAAAGGUCCAGUCUUCAGAUGGAGAACCAACAGAGCUGAAAAGAGAAGAUGGAGACGUGCAAACAGAGAGUGACACUUCAUCUAUACAUGAACCUGACCCACUUUCUUGCCAAAGAAAGAACCAAUCAGAACUAAAUGUGAAUGACAGAGCUGUGAGCGAGGAUGCGAGCAGUCUAGGAGCGGAGAAAGAGCGCUGGUUCGUGACAGUGAACGACAGUCCUGCACGAGGGCAGCGGGUGCGUGCCACUUCUGUGAAAAAAAAACGAAGACAAAAAAAAACUCGUAAGAACAAUCACAUGUGCAGGCAGGAGAAAUCACUUGAAAACAGCUUAGAGUUAGAGAUAGCCAGAGAUAAUAAUGAAUCUAUGGGAGGGAGGGACACAGAGUUUGUCACACAGUCAGGAGGGCAUCCAAGUGCUGAAGAAAACCCUGAGAGCACUUCAGAUUCAUCACAGAUGCCUUCAAGGUCUGGGGAAGAAGACAAUUUGUCAGAGAAACUAGUAACAUCUCAUAUCAUUGAGCAAAUGGCAAACAGAAACAAACAUGACCCAAGCAGCUCAGCUUCCACACCGCAUGACACAUUUACACCCAAAGACCCCUCACGGCUGGACAGCGUGGAGUCUGACGAACUUGGAGACGGUGUUGAGUUCCUCUCCGCUCACAGUUAUGAUUCAGAAAGCUAUCUGUCAGCUACUGAAUCACUGGAGGAAACUCAGUGUCCUCUCAUGGAAAGCCAACAACAGCAGAGCUCCUUUUCUCUGACAGAAAACAGCUAUCUGUUCAGUCUGACUGAGAAUACAGAUACCAGCAACACGCAGGACAGGGAAAUGCAUUCUGGGGCUAGCACCCUCUCUCGCAAUGUAGCAGGUACUAACUCUGAAGGUUAUGAAUGCACUAAUGUUGAACCUUCCCUGUCAUGUCCAUCUGUUGCCCAAAACGCUAACAAAACGCGAGAUGACAACUCCACAUGUGAUAACGACACACACAGCACGCCGCUCCACACGCCCUCGGAUACACCUGGAUUCCAAAAACAUGAAAUCAAUCUUUCAGCAUCUGGUUGCUCUUCAGGAGAUCAGCUUAGUCUUCCCCCUGUUCCAGAUGUAACCCUAACACCUUGCUCUGCGGCCGACAGCCCUGAAACAUAUGCCGAAGCCGCGGGCCACACUCGACCUGUGUAUGCCAUUUCUGCUUUUUGGGAUGAAAUGGAGAAAUUGACCAUAAAUGACAUUUUGCAGCUCAGGAUGGGCAGAAGCCCACCUCCCACGAACACACAAGAAACAGUGGCACCAAAUGUAGAUGAUUUUUCAGCAAAUCCCAGCUCUUUGGUUGACACUGUGGACUAUAAUUUGUCUGACGGUGGUCUAAUGGAUACGUCCGACACUGCUGACUCAGACUAUUUCACACAGCCUGAUGAAUCCAAGCCAGAUCGCUCAAGCUGCGAGUUUUCCACCUCCGAUUUCGAAGAAGAGUACUGGCAGUUUCUUGGCGCCAGUAGGAACCCCAGUCCUGAUCCUCAAAGCAAAAACCAACAAAGGGCAAAUGACUCUUCUUUCUUUGCACAUGAGGAAGAGGAGUCCACAAGCUCUGAAGGAAAGGAGACACCAGUGCCCUCAGAGGACUUCCCAGGGGAAUCAUCUGAGGAUCAGGACUCAGAUGCUUUCCUUUCAAGCGAACUUGCGUGGCCGAGGCGAAUAAAAAAAAACAAAAGCGUGCGCAAUGUACAAGCUCUCAACACAGAGGAUUUAUCUUUGCAGCUGUUGCUUGGUGAUGAUGAAAGCAGCCUGUUUCUAAGCAGCUGUCCAUCUCUGGAGACAGACGUGGUUUUAGAAGCGAGCGACAGUCUGGAAACUGCAUCUUUUCUAUCCAACACACACUUACUGGAUGAACACACCCAAAUAUCCUUCCCUGAAGUGUUUGAAUACUUUUUCACAGAGGACAAAGCCAAGACCGAUUCCCGGUGUGUUACUGUCUACAAUCCAGAGGACAUCUCAGUGGCUCCUGUGUUCAACUACACUCUCUGUACAUUCAGCGAUAAAACAUCGUUCCCUUCCCUCUGUGAUUCCCAGUGCAGCGAAGAGGAACCCAUCCCCAUUUUCUCUUGUUCUCACCCUACCGUCAGAGAACUCACAUUCCCAAAUCCGGACUAUGUUUUCCUGAGUGCAGACUGUGAGGAGCAGGGUGACAUCUCUCCAAUCAGAGUUGUGUCACACUCUUUCAUCCAGGGAAGCGAUUGCGGUAUGUCUCAAGGAUUUCGCAGCUGGAGAAGUUUGCUGUCGUUUAGGAAAAUCCGCUUUCACAACAAAGGUAGCAUCUGGUGCAGGAGUUCUGGUGCCUGGGUGUUUCCAGUUGACACUGAGGAGAUCACCAUCAAGAGAGAAGAUCCACCAAUAACUGUUGUCACUGAGAGUAGAGUAGCUUUAGCUCCUUCCCAGCAGUUUAGAGAGCUUGCAGUGCAGCAGAGGAUUUUGGAAACCAUACAGACAACAAGACGAGAGGGCAUUUUCUCCACACUGAAGCAGUCAGACAUGUGUUUGGUCUGCAUUGCUUUUGCCUCCUGGGUAUUAAAAUCCUCUGAUCCAGAGGCUGCUGAUGCCUGGAAAGCAGCUCUGCUAGCAAACGUGAGCGCGCUAUCGGCUAUCCAGUACCUGCGGCAGUAUGUGAAGAAGAAAAAUCCUUCUCAAGAUGAUCCCUGAUGUGUACACACAAGAGAUGUCAUUUCCAAACACUUCCACUUGGGUCCAUCCAUGAAUAUAGAUCUACUGUAUAUAUACGUACAUCUAUUACAGAUAUGUACUGUUUCAGCUUAUGCAUUCGUUUCCAAAUUACAAUAGAGCCUGUAAAACGUAAUGUCAGCAAGUCUGCAAGCUAGUUGGUUGUUUUAUUCUUCUGUAUGUUUCUUAUUUCAUAUAAAGAGACACAAACCAACAAUGAAUUGAUCCUAAUAAUCAAUUAAAUAAUCGAUCCAUAAACACAUCAGUGAGCCACUCUGUUAUAGUCAAUGUGGCCACUGCAGAGUCAGUCCAGCUCACUGGCUCACCAAAUUAGGGGCUGAAAUAGUUCCCAUCAAAUCCACUAUUUCAACAACACGUUGUUUGUUUUGGUCUUUUUAUGGAGUUUGUUGACAGUAAGAAAAAUAUUGCAGAUUGUCAGCAUUAUUAUUUCAGUUGCAUUUUAAACUUUUCAUAACUUUGGUUUUUCAGUUCUGGGUAAACCGAUGUUGAUAUAAGGACCAUUCUGUGAGUACAGACAUACUUUUUAACAUGUGCUGUUUGUGAAUGUCCUGUUGUGCCUAAAAUGUGGCUUUCUAUGUCAUACAGCUACAGUCAAGUUAAGUUGUAGAGGAUAGAGGCAGCCUAGUGGAGUUUUUGAAUAGAUGCAGUGUAUGUGGAGUUUCUUUGUAGAGGAUUAAAAAAAUGGGGUGAACACCUGAAAGAAAGCUGUGUUGUAGAUAACGGUCUGGUUAGUAUGUAUGUUGUAAGAAAAGAUUCAGUAGGUGACUGCUUGAGCUUUAUGAUAGGGAUGCAUUAUCUACAUCAGUGGUUCCCAAACAUUUCUGGCCCUGUGCCCCUUUGAAACAAUGAAUCAUGUCUACUUGUGACCUCUCAUCAUAGGCUGCAUGAGUUGUGAGCAGUUUGGAGGGAUUUUCUAUUUUAAGACCAUUUAAUUUGAAUAAUUUCUACAGGCCUGAAGAGGACCUAAACAAUAUUAAGGUACACAGUAAGCACAUGUAACUUGUAAGAGAUUGUAAGAGAUUUUUUUUCUCUUACUCCACUAAUAAACUCACAACCCCAAACCUCAAAAACACCAGACCAUCUAUCUAGUGUGAUUCAAAGACAGACUUUUGAUUUCAGAAUAGAUAAUGAAUAGCUUUACCAUCAUACAUAAUAAUAUUUACAUAUCUGUUAGGUGUUGCUGUCUCUGAUGCUUUUAUGUAUUACGCCAAAAUGAUGUGUGUCAAGUGUUUAAAAGAUCUACAAGCUAAUGAUUGUUGUCAGAACACUUCAUAUCUCUUGUCAAACAAGGCUCGGUACAUAUGAGUUUACAUAUGACAGAUUAUGUGCAAUAAGUGAUUUAAUGCAAUAAAACCGUGAUUAUCCCACACUACUUUCUGUAAACUAAUUUAAAACUGUUUACGAGAGGUGCUGAUCUCUCUCUCUCUCUCUCUCUCUCUCUCUCUCUCUCUAUAUAUAUCCUCUAUAGAGAGAGUAUAUAUCAAUAUGGAGGCUGCAGCUUGUUGUGGUUCUGUUGAACUGAAUUGUACUGACAGGUGUUCUGUUAUUUUGUACACUAUUUAUAAACAUGGGCAGUCUGAGGAAGUACAAGUACAAAGAGAAUAAGGUGUCAUUGCAGAAAUAUUUAUUGAAAUAAAUAUGCAAUGGAUACACUUUCAUUUUAUGUCACAUAAAUAUUGAAUUUAGAGGCAGUUCUUUUAAAAAUUCCAUUAAAAUGCUCAAGAUUUAGUUUCUCUCCAAUCAAGUUAUCCUCAUCAAAACAAUGUAAAUACAUUAUUCUAACAAGACUUACUGUCUGUAGUGACAGAUCAUGGUCCAAUUAGUAAUUAUCUCACCUUAUAAUACCAUAUACUGUUUUAGCUUAUGAUUUACUGCUAUCGUGCUGAAUCAAGGGUUAAGUGUUCACAUCUACUGCUAUAUCAAUAGUACUCAUUCAUAUAGAAUAUUGUGAACAUGUAAUAUUUACAAUCUCAAAAAUGAGCGAAUAAAAGCUUCGGUUAUACUGUGAAAAGAUAUCUUGAUAUAUAAAACUUUAGGAUUUAGACAAAUAUUUAGCAGAUUUAAGAGUAAAACAAACCUCUACUAUGCUUUCAAAGUCUAAACACCACAAUGCAACUUGCUACUCUAGUUUGGUGAGAAAUGAAGACAUCAUGAGAGUCAUGCUAGGUCGUUACAAUCAUUCAAACACUGAUUUAAAUGUCAUUCUGUACAAGGAAGUCAUUUAAAAACAACAGGGAUAUUUAAACUUAACACCAAAGUCAGUCUGUUUUCAUAUCCUUUAUAAGAGCUGUAUUUUAGCAAAUUUAUAUCACUGCAUAUGAAACAGUUCUACAGUUUGUUAGAGAAAAUCUGUCACUUUAAAUCUCACAUGAACGGGUGAGAUUCUUCAUUAUUUUUAUAAUAAAACUAGUAUAAAGUCUUAAGUGAUAUGAAAAUCUCAGACGGACUUUGACAGUCCCAUUAAGUGCUGAACAAGGAAUGCACAUAAAGAGCCACAAAGAUCUUUCUAAAAUAUAUUAAAACAAAAAACUGACACACAAAUAUUCUCUUACAGUUUCAAAAGUACACAGUAUUCUAUUGGGUAUGAGAGUAGGGUUUCAUGCACCACCUGGUACUCAAGAUGGCUUGUCACCUUCUUUCUUCAGACGGCUUUAGAAAACACAAACAAAGGUAGGUAAACUCUUUGUGCACUUUGCAGUGAAAACACUUUUUAGGUGAGUUUAACUUAUUGUCUUUAUUGUCCGAGUACUGGUCUGCUGAUGAAAAAAGCUUUGAAGCAAAAAAUUUGAAUUGAGGAUUUUUUGUUAUUAUCCAAAUUAGUUGAAUUUCUCAAGUAAGGUUUCAGCCCUUCACUAGAUAAGAAGUUCAAAAACCUCACCUGUAAUAAUCUUCCUGACUGGGUAAAGGGCCUCCAUGCAGGUGGUGCCCAUGCAGCCACUGCUGCUCCAUAGCCAUCCUCUGCAGCUCUGCAGACUGAGCAUGCAUGGCCUGGAGCUGGUGAGCAGCAGACAUCUGAGGAAUCGGACCCUGCAGCUCUCGUGGAUAUGCCGCUCC
This is a messenger RNA of Morone saxatilis (striped sea-bass), 6408 nucleotides long. RefSeq lists its product as uncharacterized. Gene Ontology annotation, cellular component: nucleus; cytoplasm. The transcript has 4 exons. Gene Ontology annotation, biological process: response to muscle activity; regulation of DNA-templated transcription. Bases 184 to 3315 code for a protein of 1043 amino acids. The record is from RefSeq and is a predicted model, not a curated record. NCBI's taxonomy places the organism in Eukaryota, Metazoa, Chordata, Actinopteri, Moronidae.